Molecule: messenger RNA, 1020 nt
Organism: Venustampulla echinocandica
Lineage: Eukaryota; Fungi; Ascomycota; Leotiomycetes; Helotiales; Pleuroascaceae
Product: putative NADH-cytochrome b5 reductase 2
Exons: 3
Coding region: 1-1020 (339 amino acids)
Biological process (GO): ergosterol biosynthetic process
Molecular function (GO): cytochrome-b5 reductase activity, acting on NAD(P)H
Source: RefSeq, a predicted model, not a curated record
AUGUUUGCAAGGCAUGUACUUAGGUCGGCUCAGCCGUUGAGAACUCAAUGCCGUCGAUAUGCAACCGAACCGCAACUGAGUAGCAGCUCCAACAAGGCUCUCUAUGCCGGCAUUGCGACCGUCCUGGGAGGUGGAAGUUAUUACUACCUCAGCCAAGACACCCUCGGGAACGGAGCCAAAGCCAAGGAGGCUGUGGAAAAGGGCGACGAGCCUGUUGGGAAGGGCGGCAAUGGCAAUGUGGCAUUUACUGGAGGCGACCAGGGAUUCAUCAAGUUACGGCUUGACAACAUUGAAAUCGUUAACCAUAACACGAAGAAAUUCCGAUUUGCGCUGCCUGAGGAUGACCAGGUUAGCGGUCUGCAUGUUGCAUCCGCUAUCCUUACCAAAUAUAAAGGGCCGCAGAUGGAGAAGCCCGUUAUCCGACCAUAUACACCCAUUAACGAUGAGAACGCAAAGGGCUACUUAGACCUUCUGGUGAAGAAAUACCCCAAUGGCCCGAUGUCAACGCACCUCCAUGAUAUGGCUCCCGGACAGAUGUUGGAAAUCAAGGGACCUAUUCCCAAAUACCCCUGGGCGGAAAAUAAGCACAACCACAUUGCUCUGAUUGCUGGAGGAACCGGUAUCACGCCCAUGUAUCAGCUAACACGCGCAAUUUUCAAUAACCCCAACGAUAAGACGAAGGUCACACUUGUCUUCGGAAACGUUACAGAGGAAGACAUCCUCCUAAAGCACGAGUUGGCAGAACUCGAGAACACCUACCCCCAACGAUUUCGAGCAUUUUACGUCUUGGACAAGGCGCCUAAUAAAGAUUGGAGGGGAGACACCGGAUUCAUCACCAAGGAAUUGCUGAAAAAGGUUCUCCCAGAGCCGAAGAAUGAGAACAUUAAGGUCUUUGUCUGUGGGCCACCAGGCAUGUACAAGGCUAUUUCCGGAAUGAAGAAAUCUCCUAAAGACCAGGGUGAUCUUUCCGGUAUCCUCAAGGAUCUCGGAUAUUCUCAGGAUCAAGUCUACAAGUUCUAA